CAGUGACUUGACAACUGUUUAUCAAUCGAUACGCAAUAAAACUUUCAAGAAACAAACAAAGCGAAAUUGUUAGUUAUUUUUGUUAGUCUUCAACACGCAACCAUUGAAAGUGGACCACAAUUAUUAAAUUACGUGUUUCCAAAAUGACAAACACGUUUGCUGUUUGUCUCGUAGCCAUAUCAUUCUUUUGUUGUACAUGUUUGUCUACAGCUAAACAAAUACCCAGAGAAUGUGCUAAGGGUCCUACAUAUUGGUGUGAAUCUUUAAAGAAUGCAGCCGAUUGUGGUGCCGUGGGUCACUGUACUAGCACGGUUUGGGAGCUUGAGGUCACCGAUGUCAAGAAUAACAUUAUCUCGGACAAGAUUGUACAAAAGUUCAGUCAGCUGAAAGAUGUCAAUACUAUGAUCAAUGCGGACUAUCUCUCGUCCUCAAUCAGCUCGGCCUGCCGCGACCUUCCUACUCCAGGUGUACAGCGUCUGUGUAAAGCUAACACAGCUGACCUGGGACAGUAUCUCUUGCAUGUUCUGCUAUCGAAAACAACACCACAGACUAUUUGCAGGAUAGUCGGAAUGUGUAACAAUGACAAGCUAGAGAACCUCAAUUUGAAAAAGAGGUCAAACGAACCGAGCAAAGAGAAACAUUUGUUGGGAGGCGCUCGUUGUACGUGGGGUCCUUCAUAUUGGUGCAGUAAUUUCAGUACUGGCAAGGAGUGUAAGGCAACUCACCACUGCGUACAAAAGGUUUGGUCCAAACAGACAUACCCCGAAGAUAAUGAUAGUAUAUGCAAGAUAUGUAAAGAUAUGGUGAAGCAGGCCCGGGACCAGCUGGAGAGUAACCAGACACAGGAGGAUUUGAAAGCAGUUUUUGAAGGUGAAUGUGAUCUGAUUCCGGUUAAGUUAAUAAGGAAAGAAUGUAAGGUGCUCGCUGACGACUUCGUGCCCGAGCUGGUCGAGACGCUCUCCUCGCAGAUGAACCCGGAUGCUGUGUGCUCUGUAGCCGGCCUUUGUAACAGUGAGAGAAUAGAUCACAUGUUAGAAGACUAUUCAUCUGCCCUGAAGUUGAGAGAAGAUUGCACCAAUUGCAGGCGUAGUGUUGGUAUAGCGAGGAAAAGGUUCGACGCUACCAGCUACGAAGACUUCCUUAUGGGAUUACUGAAGGUCUGUCAAGAGAUGGGCUCGCUGUCAGAUUCCUGUUCCAUGCUGGUGUUUAAAUAUUAUGAAAAUAUAAUAGAAGCUCUAAAGAAAGAUUUCACAGCGGAGGACGUGUGUCACCUCAGUGGACAAUGUGCCCACUUAUACCACACGCACGACCUGUACACCUUCCCCGAUGAUGAACAGCAUCUCAAAGCAUCCGAUGACAUCCCGUGCGAGUUCUGCGAGCAAAUUGUGAAACAUCUCCGUGACACGUUGGUCGCUAACACAACUAAGAUUGAGUUCAAGAAGAUACUUGUUGGUCUCUGCAAGCACUCCGGCAGCUUCAAGGACGAAUGUCUUCACCUAGUGGAUCAAUAUUAUGAAGUAGUCUACACGUUCCUCACAGCCGAAAUGCAGCCUCAAUUAAUCUGCGGUUUCCUCGGCGUUUGUAAAAAGAAGACGGACAUAACCAUCGCUCCCUUACUGCCCACUGAGCUGGAGAUUAAGACGAUCGGAAUAUCUGACUCACUUAUUGGAGCCGAUGAAGCCAACAGCUAUACACAUAAGCCAAAACAAGAUAAUGUAAAAAUCUUAGACGCGGAUAAAGCCCAGCUUCCUAUCGAGAGGAUGUUUGUGUCUGUGCCACAAACAGGAAAUACUGAGAUAUGUACAUUCUGUCAAUACUUCCUACAUUAUAUACAAGUUGAGCUCAGCGACGAAAACACUGAGGAGGCGAUAAAGAAAGUGGUAGAAAACGCAUGCGAUGUUUUGCCGAACGCCAUAGACUCUACCUGUAGGCAGUUCGUGUCACAGUACGGAGCUGCCGUUAUAGCGCUGCUGGUGCAAGAAAUGGAUCCCGCAGAGGUUUGUCCAACCUUAGGCCUCUGCCCCAAGUCGAAGGUCAAAGUAUCGGACAGUCCAAACUGUGCCUUAUGUCUGUUCGCGGUUCAACAAGUAGAAACCGUUCUGAAGGAUAAUAAAACAGAGGCUAGCAUCCGGAAAGCCUUAGACAGUCUCUGCAACAGCCUGUCGGCGAAUAUGCGCCCGGCGUGCGUAAACUUCGUCGAGUCGCACACGGACCAGCUGAUAGAGAUGCUGAUAGCUGAUCUCACGGCUCAGGAGAUAUGCGUGUUCCUCAAAAUGUGCAAGGACGAGCACACACGCACGGACCCGCUGAGGAUCACAGAUAUAGACAGGUUCCACCGCAAGCCGCAUCUGAGAGGAGACUGGAAUGCACGGAAACGACCCAUGCUGCCCAGGAACAUGCUGGAACCCGGCGUAGGAGAUAUUGAGACCAACGAGAUCCCGGACCACACAGUGAACGGGCGACCCGUCCACAACCAGAACCCCGUGUGUGUCAUCUGCGAGUUCGUGCUCAAGGAGAUCGACGACCAGAUCAAGGACAAACAUAACGUUGACGAAAUAAAGAAGGUGGUGCACGGCGUGUGUAAGCGGAUGCCGAAGUCUGUGAGGAACGAGUGUGACCAGUUCGUGGAGAAGUACGCGGACCUCGUGAUCAGUCUCCUGGUGCAGGAGCUGAACCCCGACGAGGUGUGCCAGCAGCUCAAGCUGUGCAAACCCUCCGGCAUCGAUCACUUUAAAGGUGAAGUCCUGAACUGCGCUGUCUGCGAGUCCAUUGUCCAGGUGUUGAAGAAGCUCGCCACCAACAAGAAGCUGGACGACGAUAUAAUACAUGUGACGGAACUGGCGUGCAAUGAGCUGCCGGCGAAAUUUGCGAAAAGGUGUCGCAACAUGAUGGAGGUGUACGGUGAGAGUAUCAUCGAGCUGAUCAAGUCCUCUGGAUCUAGAUUUAUCUGUGGCAUGAUUGGAUUCUGUGGGGAACGGCCGGCCAGGCUACAGAUGACGCCAGCUAUAUAGAGAUCAUACACCGAAGAUAUAUCUCAUUAGCAUGUAAUCAUUUCUCAUAUAAAAUGUAAUACUUAACCGUUCUGUUAAAUUUUAAUUUCGGUUUUAUUUUAAGUUAGUUUAUUAUUUUAAGUUCCCUUUUGUGUUUAGUCUCCCGUCCUCGUGUGUCUCUCAUUACCAACCACCGCGUGGAUCUCUCGCACGCAUAUUUACAUGUUGUACGUAAUAACUCAUACCAUUGAUAUACGUUAGCCUGUGAUAGAAAAAUCUUUUGUGAGUGCAUUAUAGAAUUGGGGAAAAAAAUUGCGUUUUAUUUAUGGUGUUGCCAUUUAACCUUUAUUUAUAUGAAAAUAAAAUUGAUAUAUUCAAACUCUUUAGUUGUGACACAUAAUGUUAAAGAUACUUUUGCGUUUUCUAUAGAAAAUAUACAAUUACUUAUUUUUAAUUUUUCUUAAAUUGUGUGUUUUAAAGAAAAAUAUAAUAUUAAUAUUCAGUUUUUUUUGCAUAUAAAAUCGCAAUAUACUUGGAAUUUUCUACUCAUAUUGUCCUAGCAAACUACAUACAGUAUAAAAUUAAGAAACAAAAAUUAUUGCAAAAAAGAAAUCCCAAUGUUAAUUUUAAUAAAAACUUCGCCAUUAUCAGACGCGUUCACAAUUUUUUUAAUAUAGAGGAAAAUAAAAUUACACAUAGAAAUAUAAAUAUAUAUUGAAAUUUUUCUGCAUUAUUUUAAUCAUCUUGCUUCGUUACUGUCAUGAGAUUCAUUUGUCUGGUGUGACUUCUGACGGCGUGGGCGUUUGGCAUUUCCUCUCUUCCCUCAUGUCAGUCGGUUGCGGCGCCAGUUCCGGCUGGUUGGGGUUGUGUCUCCGCAGGUAGUCGGCCAGCCACAACAAGGGUUCCGCGGGCCGGUCGUGGGCGAGCGUGGUCAGGGCCGGGGCGAGGGUCGGGGAUAUGUACUUCAGGAUAUAGUCACCUACCUGCCACUGACGGAGCAGCGGACCCACGAUCACUGGCAAACAUACGCAUUGAACGUAAUAGUUGUGGCCUUACUUAAUGUAUUGUUUUUAUUAAAUAAAUUAUAUUAAAAAUUAA
This is a messenger RNA of Danaus plexippus (monarch butterfly), 4088 nucleotides long. RefSeq lists its product as uncharacterized. Gene Ontology annotation, cellular component: lysosome. The coding region runs from base 144 to 3011 and encodes 955 amino acids. The record is from RefSeq and is a predicted model, not a curated record. Lineage: Eukaryota; Metazoa; Arthropoda; Insecta; Lepidoptera; Nymphalidae. Gene Ontology annotation, biological process: sphingolipid metabolic process. The transcript has 21 exons.